CUGAUCUGGAUUACGCACACGGGUAUCAUUGGUUCACGCCGACGCACAAGGCCUGUAGUUUGAAAGCUGUCGGGGCCCAGGCGAGUAGCCACAUUGCGAACAAAGUUACAAUAUUUUGAAAUGAAUUAAAGGAAAUGUUGAGCCGUUUUGCCCGGAAAGACGUUUGCUACUCUUGGACCAUGCUGUGGUAAGAGGGAGCAACAACUCGGCAGGAUACGUGGAAGCAGACGUGUUUUUGAAUAGCAUUGUUUUAUUACAUCUUGACUGAGUUGCAUUGAACUCCACGCAAGGAGAAAAGAACGCUAGCUGGCUACGGUGCUAGCGGCUAGAUAGCUAGCGGCGGCUAUCCAGCCGACUCGUGUGCUAUUCACUUCCUUAUUGCACAUUGGAGUGUGAUGGAAGGCGAGAAGAAGUUUGUGAGAGGGAGACGGAUUUUUUUUACUUCCACUUUAACACUAUCCGGUUAAUGGAUUUACAUACUUGCACGGCUUAAAACAUUUCAGAAGAACUGGAUUUUAAAUUUAGAGCGGCUUUUGGCCUAUGCUUUGACCAUGAAAUGGAAUGCGACUGUCUAGCUGGACACAGUUAGCUAUUGGAGGCUAGCUGGCUAAACAGACUACCGUUAGCUAGCAAAUCUGGGAGAUGUCCGUCCUGGAGUACAAUGGUUGAGUACCGACUGGCUCUAUAACUAAACACCAUAUUGUGGUUUUUAUGUGACGGAAUCGGCAGGCACCAAGUGUCAUGAAUUACCGUCUGUGGUAACUCACUUUUUCUGGAACCUCAAACGAGCUAGCGUUGUAAUGCUAAUGUUAAGCUUGUGAUUUAGCUAGCCAGCUAGCUGGCUGUCUAAUUGUGAAUUUGCUGUAACGUUAGCUAACUAGCCUUUUACACAGCUAGCCCAAUGUUUUGUUCCACAACAAAACAAGGAACAUAGUUUAGGUAAAGUAUAUAAUAUAAAGAUUAUUCUCAACGUGGCUAUAGCGUUUAUUUUGUAGAUAAAUGCCUAAUUCAGAGGUGCUUCGUGAGGGUCGGGGACGGAGCCCCUCUGCACAGAGAAAUGCUAACAGGCAGGACAGGCGUAGUAAACCAGGGAGCGGUGCUGCUCAGCGAGAUAGACACCGUGAGAAGAGGCGGUCAUCGGUUCCUGGAAGAAAGAAACGCAGACAGGCCAAGGAAAGAUACUUGUGGCAUACCGGUACAACAGGAGACCCUGACAAUGACCGAAAAAGCACUUUUGAAAAGGAGGCUGAACUUCGGACAUUGGUAGAGUAUGAUGACGUGAGCUCCCAGUCAGAGCGAUUUUCUGGGAGCCCCUCUCCUAAACUUGACCCCCAUGCUGACAGGCUGUCAGAGGACCGACUCAGCGAUGUUGACUUUGGUGACUAUAAUGGACCAGCAUCCCCAGAGAGAAGUCACCCGAGAGACCGAGAGGGAGUGUGCGUUAGUAAGGACGAACAAACAAGAGGACCAUCUGAGAAGAACAAGCAAGAAAAGGAGCUAGGCAGGAAAAAGGACCGCCAGAGCCGUGAGAGAGACUCCUCAAAAGCUAGGAGUGGAGGUAGCCUUAGUGGCUCUAAAAAUCACAGAGACACUACAAGGAGCAAUGACAGAAAUGGUAAAAGGACAUCUACAUCGCAGUCCUCACAAUCUGCAGAUAAAAGGGAUUCAAAGAGUCACAGAAGCAAAACAAGAUCUGAUAAGGAGCCCCCAUCUUCAUAUAGAGAUGCUCCACAGUCAUACAGAGAUGACCGUGAAGACCUCAGGGCAUACAGGAGAAGUCCUGGUUUGAAAGCAGAAAGUCCCUAUGGGACAUCAUAUUCAUAUAGCUACCAGUCUCCCGGUGGUUAUAAUCAGCUAAUAUCUAGAAGAAGUCCAACUUAUGGGAGCAAAAGACUGUCUCCCAGUUCAACAUAUUACAGCCGGGAGGUAGAUGUAUAUGGGGCAUAUGGUUUGACAAAGUCACCCAGUUCAUACUCCAGCAACAAAAGGAAGCGAUCCCCUGUGAGCCCAGUGACCUGGCGCAGGUCUCCAAGUUAUGGCCGACACAGUCCGUAUGAGCAAGGAGAGUUUGGUUCAAGUCCUUAUGGAAACCGCAGGAGAUCACGAAGUCCAUACAGAAAGUCCCUGAGCCCAAGUCCAGAUGUCAGGCGAUCUGCUAGGUCACGUAGCAGAAGUCCAUAUUCAUCCUCAAGGCAUUCACGUUCUCGCAGCCGUCACCGGCACUCUCGCUCCCGCAGUCGCCCCUCUAGCCUCUCACCAAGCACGCUCACCUUCAAAACCAGUCUUGCUGCAGAACUCAGCAAGCAGAAAAAGGUUAAAGCCGCAGAAGCAGCUGCCAAGGCCAAGAACUCCAGCAACACAUCUACUCCAACCAAGGGUUCCUCAUCUGCUCACCAGCCCAGCCCUAAGUCCAAUCACUCAUCUAGAAAGGGCCGCCCUCCCUCUCCACCACAACCAGAGAAAGGUCCCAGAACUCCCACAUCGAGCCAGCCUCAAUCCCCCUCUGACCGGUCGUCCAAGAGGACCACUGACCACCAGACCAGCAGGGACAGAGAUGGUAAGGGGAAAGAUGACCCUGUACAUCGGGACAAAAGGAAAGCACCAGCAUCUGGACAGAGUAAAGACAAGGAACGAGCCAUUGGUCCACUCAUCUCUACUCUCGCAUCCCUACCGUUGCCCCAAACAGUUCUUGAGCACAUUGAUAAAGGAGAAAGCUUGAAGGACAGCUCACUCUCAGGGAAGAAAAAGUCAGAGAGAAAGGCCCGUCAGCUUCUUACCGACUUGCCUUUGCCCCCUGAACUUCCUGGCAGCAUGUCUUCCCCUCACAGCCCGCCUGAGGACAAAAAGUCCCAAACACUUCGGCGAAGACCUAAAAUUUGUGGCCCAAGAUACGGGGAGAUUAAGGAAACUGAGAUAGACUGGGGCAAACGCUGUGUGGACAAGUUUGAGAUCAUUGGAAUCACAGGGGAAGGCACCUACGGUCAGGUGUACAAAGCAAAAGACAAAGACACUGCUGAAAUGGUGGCUUUGAAGAAGGUUCGACUGGACAAUGAAAAGGAGGGCUUCCCAAUCACAGCCAUCAGAGAGAUUAAGAUUUUGCGACAACUCAACCACAAGAGCAUCAUAAACAUGAAGGAGAUUGUCACAGACAAGGAAGAUGCUUUAGAUUUCAAGAAUGAUAAAGGUGCUUUCUAUCUUGUAUUUGAAUACAUGGACCACGACCUGAUGGGUUUGCUCGAGUCUGGCCUGGUCCAUUUCAACGAGAGCCACAUUAAGUCUUUCAUGCGACAGUUGCUGGAAGGCCUCGAUUACUGCCACAAGAAGAACUUUCUGCACAGAGACAUCAAGUGCUCCAAUAUUCUGCUCAAUAACAAAGGUCAAAUAAAGCUUGCAGACUUUGGUCUUGCUCGGCUGUAUAACUCUGAAGAGAGUCGUCCAUACACCAAUAAAGUGAUUACACUAUGGUACCGUCCCCCAGAGUUACUUCUGGGAGAAGAGAGGUACACACCGGCUAUUGAUGUGUGGAGCUGCGGAUGCAUUCUUGGAGAACUGUUCACAAAGAAACCAAUUUUUCAAGCUAACCAGGAGCUUGCCCAGUUAGAGCUUAUCAGCCGAAUAUGUGGCAGCCCCUGCCCUGCUGUCUGGCCAGAUGUGAUUAAACUUCCCUUCUUCAACACCAUGAAACCAAAGAAACAGUAUAGGAGACGGUUACGAGAGGAGUAUGCUUUCAUCCCUCCGUCUGCCCUAGAUCUGUUUGACCACAUGUUAAACUUGGACCCCAGCAAACGCUGUACAUCUGAACAAGCGUUAGGCAGUGAGUUCCUGAAGGACGUGGACCCAGACAAGAUGCCCCCCCCAGAUCUUCCACUGUGGCAGGACUGUCAUGAGCUGUGGAGUAAGAAACGUAGGCGACAGAAGCAGGUACCAGAGGAACUGGCAGCCCCUAAGGCGCCCCGUAAAGAGCUAGGCCUUGACGACAGCCGCAGUAACACUCCCCAGGGUUUCCCUGCUCCUGGAGGUAUCAAAGCUCAGAAUGCAGCUGCUUCUGCGCUACUGGACCCAAAGGGUCCAAACUCCCAGUUAACCCAGGAGCAGCUGGCGGUCCUCCUGAAUUUCCUUGGCCAGCCCAAGAGUGCGGUCAACGCGGCCCAGUUUGUCCAAUCCAUGAGCACAAAGGUCAAUCAGGAAACAUUACAGCAGCUCUCCAAAGCCCUAGCUCCUACUGAACCAGCUGAGCCUCCUCCUCAACCUACACCUGCCAAGCCUCCCCAGCCCGCUGCUCCUGCAGGAGUGCCACGUACACCCCCAAUGCCCAAGCCUCCUUCACCCCCCAUGUCUGCACCGUCAGGUAUUCCAGAAGGAGAGGCCGCAGCUGCCACGCAGACAGCCAUGACGAUGCUGCUGGCUCAGCUCCUCCAGGCUCAGCAGGGUCAGAGGCAGGAACCAAGUGAUGGUGGAGAAGGGGCGGAGAGUACCAAUCCUGCAGGAGGAGCACCAGGGGGGCAGCCUCUACCUCCAGAGGUCAAACAGCCUCCAGAGCCCAGCCCAGUCUCUCCAGUGUCUGAAGUAGGUGGAGUGUCCAUCCUGCCCCCAGACCAGAGACCACCUGAGCCUCCAGAGCCACCUCCACAUGCUGACCUGGACUACCGGCAGCCUCCACCUGAACCCAAGACUGGCCACGCUCCCCCUAUUGCGUCUGCAGGUGGAGGUGAUGGAGGGAGACCCCCCGAGCCAGACUACCCACCUCUCCCUACUGCAGAGGGACCAGGAUACGGGGGAGACUACAGCCAUCCACCUCCUCCACCCUUCACUCCUGCAGGGUUUGGGGAGGGCUACAUGGGUCACAUGUUAGGUGGAGGCAUGCCCCCUCACGCUCUGAGAGAAGUGUUUAGUGGACCAGGCCAGGCUGCUGGCUCCUCGUCUGCUGCAGGCGCGCUGGCCCCGGCCCACCCAGACUCCUUCCCUCCAGGCGGUGGAGCCACUGGACCAAGCAGCAUGGUGUUCACUGGGGACAAGGACCACCGUUUUAAGUAUAAUCACAGCCCCUUACCUGUGGAGGGACAGCCUAGCCCUAGUGCUAUCCACCUGUACAACCACGCCAUGGCUAGAAAGGAUGGUGUACCUCCUCCCCCACCGAUCCCAGCACCAGGACAACCCUGGGGCUCCCCUUCCCAAGUCGGGGCUCCACCACUACCCCUCGGUUUUGUCCCACAUGUGAACUCAACAGCAACAAUCAGAGGACGAGGCCUGCCUUUCUGAAAGACUGGAAACAUGAACUGGCAGGUUGUGACAAUGGACAAAAGGCUGUAGGACUCAGUUUGGAGCCUGAAGCCUCUCAGGCCAGACAAGACAGAUGUGGAGAUGCACACUCAGUUUGUAAUAACUUAAAUCUGUGUAAAGCAUUGUAUUCCUCCUCAAUGUGGAAUGUGGAGUAUGUUGCAGCAGGACAGCUGAAUAACACCGGAGGAGCUUUUCUUGCUCAUACCAUUUUCAUAUUUUUUUGUAAUCUAUUCUGCUGUCUUUUAAAUUAAACUUUUACCUUUUUUGAGUGUACAUUUAUCAGGCCGGGUAAAUUUUAAAUCUCUACCUUAGCCUUCCUGUAAUUGCUCCAGGGCAGACUAGUAUUAAUGUUUUGCACUACUGACUGAAGUAGGCGGAAACUAUUUUAGCUAUGAAAGGAAAUGGAUGAUGUGCUUUAUCUGCACAAUUAGGAAUAUGACCAGUAAUGUAGUGUCCUAUUUUUUAUGGCCCUGAUUAUGUUGAAACAGUGAUGGCUCAGUUGAUUGCGUUGAUGGCUUAGGUAUGAGCACAGGGAGCUAUUUGAAGAAAAGGGCUGUUCCAGAGAGACUGGUAGCACUUGGACGACUGCAGCAAAUCUAAUCUGAAUUCACGGAGAGGCUGUUUUCACUUUAAAUUCCACAUGCCCUUUUGCAAAUAGGUGUUGUAAAAUCAUGAGCAAAACAAAAACACACAUAACCCAAGUUCAAAAAGGAAACAAUGUCUUUUUUUUUUUUGUACUAAAAUGAUUUUGUCCCCCUCCCUCCUCCUUUGGCAAAUGUUUAUUAAAGAAAUGCCAACAACA
Molecule: messenger RNA, 6082 nt
Organism: Siniperca chuatsi (mandarin fish)
Lineage: Eukaryota; Metazoa; Chordata; Actinopteri; Centrarchiformes; Sinipercidae
Gene: cdk13
Product: cyclin-dependent kinase 13
Exons: 14
Coding region: 1000-5259 (1419 amino acids)
Biological process (GO): transcription elongation by RNA polymerase II; positive regulation of transcription elongation by RNA polymerase II; protein phosphorylation
Cellular component (GO): nucleus; cyclin/CDK positive transcription elongation factor complex
Molecular function (GO): RNA polymerase II CTD heptapeptide repeat kinase activity; ATP binding; cyclin-dependent protein serine/threonine kinase activity
Source: RefSeq, a predicted model, not a curated record